Molecule: messenger RNA, 1719 nt
Organism: Orussus abietinus
Lineage: Eukaryota; Metazoa; Arthropoda; Insecta; Hymenoptera; Orussidae
Gene: Dh31
Product: diuretic hormone class 2
Exons: 4
Coding region: 279-605 (108 amino acids)
Biological process (GO): body fluid secretion
Molecular function (GO): diuretic hormone activity; G protein-coupled receptor binding
Source: RefSeq, a predicted model, not a curated record
GGUUUCGCGGGCGCGAGUCAAGUGCGUGGGGGUAGGGGGUGUUCGAUUGGACGACGCCGACGGUGGAGGGACGCACAGGCUUAUAUAAACGCAAUUGCGAGCACGGUGUCGCACAUCUGACCCCGACGUCGUCAAGGAACCACGAGGGAACCCCACGGAGCUGCAAGGAGCCGUAAGAAGCACUAAGGAACCACCAGGAACCGCUAGGAACAGGUCGGGGGUCGUUCGGUGCCGUAUUUAUUGGAAGAUCAACGAGGCAGCGGGCUAGAACAUCAAAGAUGCAGAGGGAAACCGUACUUUCUUGGAUGCUCUUGGCGGCUAUUGCUGUAGUUACACUCUCCUCCUCUGCAGGGGCAGCACCCUACACACCUCAGAGCUACUGGAAUCAACUUGACGAAGACGACCCUGAGGUGAUGUUGGAGAUGCUGGCUAGGAUCGGGCAGAACUACAUCCGCACACACGAUCUCGAAAACACCAAGCGGGGUUUGGACCUGGGACUGAGCCGCGGCUUCAGCGGCUCCCAGGCGGCGAAACAUCUGAUGGGCCUCGCAGCAGCAAAUUACGCCGGUGGUCCAGGAAGGAGGCGUCGCUCCGAACAAGCGUAGAUGUUCUUUAACAGUCCUGCUAGCUCGGUUCCCAAAUCCGCGAAAGACCCUUAAACAGCCCGUCCUUCCUUGCCGAAAAGAAAACUCGAAGCGGCUCUUGUUCCUAUGAAAUCCUCCCCAGCAUCCGGUCCUUCCCCCGUCCUCGCCUGCUCUCUACUUCCGCUUUCCAGGUCUCAUAGAUCUCUAGGACUAGAAUUAGACCACGUGCGAAAACUGUCUCGUUUGCAAUUAAUUGCAGUGUAUAAACAAAGCCUGAUACCGCUCUCGUUUCGGAUCCUUACGCGGAAAAGGAGGUAAUGUACAAAUUCCGCGAUGAUCUCUCCCCGGUUAGAAUCGAGCAUCAGCUGAUUCGAGAAUCAGCUGAUCGACUGUUGCGCGUCACUGAAUCCACCAAAAUUAAAUCUCCCGGGAGAAUUGUUUUUAAAAAUGCAUCAUCUUGUCACGAUGUGUACUUAGGGCUUGCUUUGUCCUUGUUUAUAAACAUUUAUUCGUUUCCUAGAACUUUGACAAUACGUAUCCAUCGGGUCUUGAACUCAUUACAGCCCAAUUGUGAGCAUUAACACCGAUUUCCUCGAUAUUGAUCUCGUUAUUGGAGUUCGAUUCCAUCGACGAAAAUUAUUCUCUCAGUUCUUCGUCCUGGUGGAGGCGCUUGUCGAUGCUCGAUGUAAUGAUAAGCGAUUAGAGAUUAGCAUGGAAUAGUUCUUUCGUCGGAAUUAGUUGCCCUUAGAUGUAGAUAGAUUAUGUCGUCACUUUUAGGCCUAAUGAGAACUUAUGGCGAUGCUCAAGAGAUUUCUGGAGCAAUUGAUCGAUCGAUCGGCUCGUUACGUCACUGAUUACUGUCGAUCGAUCGUCUAUGUAUUACCGGAAGUAUUAGUUAUGCGAAAGGCGUCUCUCGCCUCUAGUCUAGCGGUCCUUCGAUUUCUUCGAGAGGAUUCCUUCCUGGAUUCGAUUAUUAUCGAUCGCGAUCGACCUCGCGAGAUGCACCGUACUAAUUAGCACUUACAUGGACACGUCUAUUGUCACGCUCUGUCUAUCAAGACGCAACUUCGCCUCGUGUUUCCCGUAAAUAAAUGUUACUUUAACCCACUGGCAGCGGCCUGACAAGUCUCUUUCA